GCGUGCUGCCACCCAGGAAGCUUUUUCCCCUGAUCUUCCCGGGGCAGCAGACGCAAUCUUUUAUUUAGAAGCCUCCCUGGUAACGUUUGCGUUGCUUUUUCUGGCUUGGCUAGGCCUGUACGAAAACUUCCCAGGAGCUCCCCACUCCUCCCGACGCGGUGACGUGCCUUAUCUCAGAAACACGUGAACUUGCUCAGUUGUAUUUUCUAGGUUUGUGAUGAACCAGAGGAGUUAAAGAGAAAAGCUACUGAGCUGGCUGCUGCCGUCCGGAAUGCCAAGCACCUUGUCAUCUACACAGGAGCCGGGAUCAGUACGGCAGCCUCGAUCCCGGACUACAGAGGCCCUAAUGGCAUAUGGACGUUGCUGCAGAAGGGCAGGAGCAUCAGGGCUACAGAUCUGAGUGAGGCAGAGCCCACACUCACCCAUAUGAGCAUUGCCUGCCUACACAAGCACAACCUGGUGCAGCACGUGGUGUCUCAAAACUGUGAUGGGCUGCACCUACGGAGUGGGCUACCCCAGGCAGCAAUAUCUGAGCUUCAUGGAAACAUGUACAUAGAGGUCUGCACUUCCUGUACACCCAACAGAGAGUACGUGCGAGUAUUUGAUGUGACAGAGCGCACAGCCCUGCAUAGGCAUCACACUGGCAGGAUGUGCCACAAGUGUGGGGCACAGUUGAGAGAUACAAUCGUCCACUUUGGGGAGAAGGGGACGUUGAGACAGCCCCUGAACUGGGAAGCAGCAACAGAAGCUGCAAGCAAAGCAGAUGUGAUUCUUUGUCUGGGUUCCAGCUUAAAGGUUUUGAAAAAAUACCCACGUCUUUGGUGCAUGAGCAAGCCCCCCACUCGUCGUCCAAAGCUCUAUAUCGUAAAUCUGCAGUGGACCCCCAAGGACGACCUGGCCGCCCUGAAGCUGCACGGCCGCUGCGACGACGUCAUGCGGCUGCUGAUGGCGGAGCUGGGCCUGGAGAUCCCGCGCUACGACCGGGCGCGGGACCCCAUCUUCGCGCUGAACGGGCCCUUCCCGCGGCUCCCGGCGCAGCGGCAGCCUCCGAGGGAGAAGUGUCGGCCCUGGGACAGGCGGCGCCUCACCCCGCUCCCGGCCUGCCCUCGGGGGUCCCUGUGCCCGGCGCUGCACAGACGGCUGCGCCCGCCAAACGAGUCUGGUUCUGCCGGCGCAGCUGCAGAGCUGAUGCUCCAAACCGCUGCUGCGUGGAGAAAACUCCCUUCGAGCCCGUCGGGGAGUUAA
Molecule: messenger RNA, 1245 nt
Organism: Athene cunicularia (burrowing owl)
Lineage: Eukaryota; Metazoa; Chordata; Aves; Strigiformes; Strigidae
Gene: SIRT7
Product: sirtuin 7
Exons: 9
Coding region: 427-1245 (272 amino acids)
Molecular function (GO): NAD+ binding
Source: RefSeq, a predicted model, not a curated record